AUGUUCAGUGCAUUUGGAAACUCGCUCAGCUACGUCACUCCACGGGGUGACAAAGUAGCGGCUGAGAGUCAGCCGUUCGAAGGCACGCUAAAGACGUCUGAGAACGAGAUCGUGGUCCUUUCCGAUAAAGAGUGUGACGCAGACUGCCCGUACUGGAGACCAGACGCGACAUCUCACUACGGCUGGUCAGGCUCCUCAAAAGCCUUCUUCAUCGAAUUCCAAAUGGACCACUACGACAACAUAGGCACGGACCAAGGCCUCCUCUCUGACGCCCCAGCCUACUGGUUCCUCAAUGCAGCCAUACCUCGCAUCCUCCAGUACGGCAACGACCGCAACAACAUUCCCUGCUCAUGCUGGUCAACGGGCUGUGGCGAGUUCGACGCAUUCGAGCUUCUCAGCAAAGGCGCCGAACGCGCAAAAUCGACGAUACAUCGGCAGGGCAAUCUGGAGGGUGGUGACUCCAACUACUUCAGCAGACCGGUAGGGAAGAAGAUGAAGUUUGCGGUUGUUUGGCACUAUCCACACAUUACGGCAUUGGUGUUGGACGACGACUUUGACUUUUCAGAGAGCAUGUCAAAUGAUGCGAUUCAGAAGUUGGUGGCAUACGAUCCGGAUAGCUAG
This is a messenger RNA of Alternaria infectoria, 621 nucleotides long. RefSeq lists its product as uncharacterized. The transcript has a single exon. The record is from RefSeq and is a predicted model, not a curated record. Gene Ontology annotation, cellular component: fungal-type cell wall. Lineage: Eukaryota; Fungi; Ascomycota; Dothideomycetes; Pleosporales; Pleosporaceae. The coding region runs from base 1 to 621 and encodes 206 amino acids.